Molecule: messenger RNA, 1568 nt
Organism: Alligator sinensis (Chinese alligator)
Lineage: Eukaryota; Metazoa; Chordata; Crocodylia; Alligatoridae
Product: C5a anaphylatoxin chemotactic receptor 1
Exons: 3
Coding region: 106-1386 (426 amino acids)
Biological process (GO): complement receptor mediated signaling pathway; phospholipase C-activating G protein-coupled receptor signaling pathway; inflammatory response
Cellular component (GO): plasma membrane
Molecular function (GO): G protein-coupled receptor activity; complement component C5a receptor activity
Source: RefSeq, a predicted model, not a curated record
GGACGUUGCAUCCAGGCCCCUGACGCUGUCUAAACGGGCCCGGGCUAGCAUUCGUCUGGCUGCACCUUCCGCGCUGCACUUUACACCUGUUUCUUCUUGCCCCGGAUGGAUUGCGAGUGUGCCCGGAGCCUGGCGCGCUGCCCGCGGGGCGGCAGGGGACGCUUAGGAGCGCAGGAGCCGCCCCCUUCCUCAUUCUUUGGGAGUGAAGCCCGUGCCCGGUCUUGGAUCCAGAGGCAGCAAGAGGCCGGUUUCCUCCCGGCUUUCGUCGUCUGUUGGGUAGCUCCGGAGGGGCACAUGAGGGGAUUGCGCGGUCGGAGCCGGUGGAGAAUGAGCCUCCCUCCGGGUAGCAGCGGUGACAACCCCUACCCCAACACCUACCCCGAUGACUACCCCGGUGACUACAACUUCACGAUGCCCGACCGGGACAGCUCGGACAUGCUGCCCUACACGCUCACGCCGCUCCACGGCCUGGCCCUGGCCUUCUAUGCCCUGGUCUUCAUACUGGGCGUGCUGGGCAACGGGGCCGUCAUCUGGGUGACGGGCGUGGAGAUGAAGCGCACGGUGAACACCGUCUGGUUCCUCAACCUCGCCGUGGCCGACCUGCUGUGCUGCCUGGCGCUGCCCUUCCUGGCCAUGCCCCUCAUCCGCGACCACCACUGGGCGCUGGGCAGCUUCCCCUGCAAGCUCCUGCCGUCCCUCACCAUCCUCAACAUGUUCGCCAGCGUCUUCGUCCUCACGGCCAUCAGCGCCGACCGCUGCGCCCUGGUGACCCUGCCCGUCUGCCCCUCGGCCGGUCGGGCCUGGGGCGUGUGGGGGGCGGCCUGGCUGCUGUCGCUGCUCCUCACCGCGCCGUCCUUCUUCUUCCGCAAGACGCGCACGGACGUCUUCUCCCCCAAGGUGACGUGCGUGCUGGACUACGCCGCCAUGCCCGGGCACCAGCACGCGACCGAGGUGGCCACGGCCGCCCUGCGCUUCGCCUGCGGCUUCCUGGCGCCCUUUGUCGUGAUCUGCACCUGCUACGGGCUGCUCCUCGCCCGGCUCCGUGACAGCCGGUGGGGGCUGUCGCGCCGGCCCACCCGGGUGGUGCUGCCGGUGGUGGUGGGCUUCUUCGUGUGCUGGCUGCCCUACCACGUGGUGGGACUGGUCCUGGCCACGCACGUGCCCGGCGCGGCCCCAUACAGCCUGGCACACGCCGCUCAGCCGCUGGUGCUGGGCCUGGCCUACGUCAACAGCUGCCUCAACCCCCUGCUCUACGUGCUGCUGGCCCGCGGGCUCCGGUGCUCCCUGGGUGCCCGCCUGGCCGGCGCCUUGCAGGAGUUGGAGCCCACCGCCUCGACGCCCUCCAAGUCCACCAGCGACCGGGCCACCAUGGAGGAGCAGGUGUAGCCGGCGGGCACCGGGGAAGGGCUGAGCGCUGGCACCGCAACGAGUUGGCGUCCCUGGGUGCGUCCUCGGUGCCACUUGGGUGCCAGCUGCUUGCUUGGCCCCAGUGAGACUGAAGUCGGUUCCUUAUUCCUGGUUCCUUUUUCAAAGCUGAUCUAGAGCCAAUAAAAGCUUAUUAAUGAACU